Molecule: messenger RNA, 1818 nt
Organism: Populus nigra (black poplar)
Lineage: Eukaryota; Viridiplantae; Streptophyta; Magnoliopsida; Malpighiales; Salicaceae
Product: cytochrome P450 716B1-like
Exons: 4
Coding region: 194-1624 (476 amino acids)
Biological process (GO): sterol metabolic process
Molecular function (GO): monooxygenase activity; oxidoreductase activity, acting on paired donors, with incorporation or reduction of molecular oxygen; iron ion binding
Source: RefSeq, a predicted model, not a curated record
AGGGAACAAGAACAAUCAAAGAGCAUCAUCUUUACCAUUUGAUACCACAGAUCUUCUACAGGAUCUCUUUCGUUUAAUACAAGUGGGAAAGAUGAAGGAUGUCCAAAACAUGGCCUCACCCUCUUAAUUUUUGGUCAUCUCAUCUACUGCUCUCUUUCACUCCUCCUACACAGAGCUGACAAGUGAAGGGAAGAUGAACACCCUCUUCAUAGUUUUGACGUUGCUUAUCUCUAUCUUCCUUCUCCUUACCAAGGGAAGAAGAUCACCAAAAAGGGUUCCACCAGGUUCCCUAGGAAUUCCCAUUGUAGGCCAUAGCCUACAUCUUCUCCGUGCCAUGAGAGCCAAUACGGCAGAAAAAUGGCUUCAACAAAGAAUACAAAAAUAUGGUCCGAUAUCAAAGCUAAGCCUCUUUGGCAAACCUACAGUUUUCAUACAUGGAAAGGAUGCAAACAAGUUUGUAUUCACCAGUGAUAGCAGCACGCUUUCCAAUAGCCAACCACAAUCUGUCAAGAAACUUUUGGGGGAUCGAUGUUUGCUGGAACUCAGUGGCCAAGAUCACAAGCGUGUGAGGGACGCACUUGGCUUGUUUUUGAAGCCUGAAUCAUUGAAGAGUUACGUGGGAAAGAUGGAUGAGGAAGUCAGGAUGCAUAUUGCGACGCAUUGGGAAGGCAAGCAAGAGGUCAAGGUCCUGCCUUUGAUGAAGACACUAACAUUCAACAUCAUUUGCGCCCUUCUGUUUGGGAUCGAACGAGGAGCUAGAAGAGAGAAACUUGUGGACUGGUUUCAAGAAAUGAUAGAAGGGAUGUGGUCAAUCCCCAUUAACUUGCCCUUCACACGCUAUAACCGCAGCCUUCAGGCAAGCGCAAGCAUUCGAAACAUGAUGAAGCAUUUGAUAGGCGAAAAGAGAAGGGAACUUGCAAAGAAGGGUGUUAAUCCACACAAAGACCUCAUCAGUUGCAUGCUUAGCAUUCGUGAUGAAAACAAUAGAGAAGUGAUAGAUGAGAAUGAGAUUAUGGAUAAUGUUAUGCUUGUAAUGACUGCAGGACAUGACACUUCAUCUGUUCUGAUAACUUUCCUAGUCCGAAUUUUAGCUAAUGAUCCUUCAAUUUAUGCAGCUAUUCUGAAAGAACAAGAACAGAUUGCGCAGAGCAAGCAGAAGGGGGAGUUGUUAACCUGGGAUGACCUUGCUAAGAUGAAGUACUCAUGGAGAGUAGCACAGGAAACCUUGAGAUUGGUCUCUCCUAUCUUUGGUGGCUUCAGGAAAGCCGUGAAAGAUAUAGAAUACGAUGGAUACCUUAUUCCUAAAGGGUGGCAAAUAUUCUGGGUUACAAAUAUGACCCACAUGGACAGUAGCAUAUUUCCAGAAUCGUCAAAAUUUGAUCCGGCAAGAUUCAAUAACCAAGCUUCAAUCCCACCUUACUGCUUUAUUCCAUUUGGAGGCGGCCCUCGGAUAUGUCCAGGAUACGAGUUUGCAAGGAUUGAAACCCUAAUUACAAUCCAUCAUCUUGUAACUCAAUUUACAUGGAAGUUGCUUGCGGAUAAUUUUUUCAAAAGGGAUCCAAUGCCAGUUCCAACUGAAGGACUGCCAAUCCAAAUCAUGCCAAAGACAAACAUAACAUCGUAGUUUUCUAAAUCUAAACAGUGGAACUGGUCUAAACUCGUUUGUAGCCAAGAAAACGUUCUGGCAUUCCAGCCAAAGUCUUGAUUAAUUACUUGGUACCAUAUAUCCCACUUGUUAUAGAAAGUUUGAUGUUAUGCAUUAAAGCUUUAAAAUAAAGAGUAGACUGACUUGAUCAGGCUUGAUGAUUGCUCUUAAAA